Phacochoerus africanus (Common warthog) is the source of this 4409-nucleotide messenger RNA. It is a transcript of the gene ADAMTSL4, whose product is annotated as ADAMTS like 4. Gene Ontology annotation, biological process: extracellular matrix organization. Gene Ontology annotation, molecular function: metalloendopeptidase activity. The record is from RefSeq and is a predicted model, not a curated record. Gene Ontology annotation, cellular component: extracellular matrix. NCBI's taxonomy places the organism in Eukaryota, Metazoa, Chordata, Mammalia, Artiodactyla, Suidae.
GGGCGGAGCCUCGGCCGGAGGCGGCAGAGUCCGGAGCCCGGCUCAAGGGCCGCCGUGGCCGCCGCGGAGCAAAGCUGUCUCGAGAGAGAGCGCCCGGGCGCAGAGGGGUUAACAGGCCGCCGGGGCCUCGAAGAGCAGGAUAGGGACUCUCCAGCCAGCCCUGGAACCUGCUGUCCAGCCUCCUGCCCCUCCGUGGCACCCAUUUCCCAGAGGAUCUUAAAGAGCUGGGCCAGUCUUCUCCACGCCUCCCUCCUCACUCUGACAUGUCCUGCUGAGGGGUCAUCCCUCCCAGUCCCCAGUCUUCCCGAGACUGGGUCUGUCUUCGGUCCUCUGAAGCCUAGAUGCCCAAGUAGAGUGUUUCCUUUGGGUCUCCUCCUCCCUUGCCCUGGGGCCACCAAGGGAGGAGCGAUGGAGAAGAAGGCGAGCAGGCCCGGGUUGUGUCUGAUGCUGCUUCUGUCCCUCCCUCAGCUCUGCCUGGAUCAGGAGGUGUUGUCUGGACACUCCCUUCAGACACCCCCUGAGGAGAGCCAGGGCCCCGAGGGUGUCUGGGGUCCUUGGGACCAGUGGGCCUCUUGCUCCCAGCCCUGCGGGGUGGGGGUGCAGCGCAGGAGCCGGAAGUGUCAGCUCCCUGCAGCUCACCUCCACCAGGGCCGGCCCCCAAGACAUCCAGAAGGCCUGCUCCCCCGGGGUCAAGGCCCCAGACCUCAGACUUCCCGAGAAACCCUUCCCCUGUACAGGCCACCGCCUCGGGGAAGAGGUGGCCCCUUUCGAGGUCCUGCUUCUCAACUAGGGAGAGAGGAGGCCCGGGAGACUCAAGGAGCCAGGAGGUCCCGGGUUCGAGACCCCAUCAAGCCAGGAAUGUUUGGCUAUGGGAGAGUGCCUUUUGCUUUGCCGCUCCAUCGGAACCGCAGGCACCCGCGGAGACCACUCAGAUCUGAGCUCUCGCAGACCUCAGACCUUCCAUCCCUGAUGCCAAGAGCAGUGCCAUCCUCUGCAAACCACACCCCGCAAACUGAACUUCCUCCCACAGCACCGUCUGCCCCUGCCCGGUCCCCCCCAGCGGACUCCCCAAGUCCCGAAGCUGCUCAGACAGAGGUGCCCUCUAGAACCGAGCCUGCCCCCACAGGGCCCCACCCCAGUACCCGGGCCUCAGUCACAGGGCCCUCUUCUCCACCACCCCCAGGAGAAGGGCGCUCCUUUCACGCAUCUCCUCAGCCAAGAAGGCCAAGUUCCCAGGGUGGGGCCAGUCCCCAGCUGGCAGAGAGACACCCUCAUCCUUUCCUUUCUGUCCCUCCGGGCCGAGGCCAGCAGAGCCCAGAGCGCUGGAGACCUGGGGGGGAUCGGCUCAGGCCCCUCACCGAGUCUGCCCCUCACCACCCCCAUGGCUGGUUGCCUCUGCUGAGUACCGGCCCUCACUCCAGCUCUCUCUGGAGUCUCUUUGCUCCCAGUAGCCCUGUCCCAAGAUGUUCUGGGGAGAGUGAGCAGCUGAGAGCCUGCAGCCAAGCGCCCUGCCCCCCUGAGCAGCCAGAUCCCCGGGCCCUGCAGUGUGCAGCCUUUGACUCCCAGGAGUUCAUGGGCCAGCUGUACCAGUGGGAGCCCUUCACCGAAGUUCAGGGUUCCCAGCGCUGUGAACUGAACUGCCGUCCCCGUGGCUUUCGCUUCUAUGUCCGUCACACUGAAAAGGUCCAGGACGGAACCCUGUGUCAGCCUGGAGCCUUAGACAUCUGCGUGGCUGGCCGCUGUCUGAGCCCCGGCUGUGAUGGGAUCCUGGGCUCCGGCAGGCGUCCAGAUGGCUGUGGAGUCUGCGGGGGUGAUGAUUCUACCUGCCGCCUGGUCUCGGGGAACCUCACUGACCCAGGGGGCUCUCUGGGCUAUCAGAAGAUCCUGGUGAUUCCUGCUGGAGCCUCCCGGCUCCACAUCGCCCAGCUCCGGCCCAGCUCCAACUACAUUGCGCUUCGAGGCCCUGGGGGCCAGUCCAUCAUCAAUGGGAACUGGGCUGUGGAUCCCCCCGGGUCCUACACGGCCGGCGGGACUGUCUUCCGGUACAACCGUCCUCCUCGAGAGGAGGGCGCAGGGGAGAGUCUGUCCGCUGAAGGCCCCACCACCCAGCCUGUGGAUGUCUAUAUGAUCUUUCAGGAGGAAAGCCCAGGCGUUUUCUAUCAGUAUGUCAUCUCUUCACCUCCCCCAGACCUUGAGAACCCGACCCCAGAGCCCCGUCUCCCCCAGCUCCAGCCUGAGAUUUUCAGGGUGGAGCCCCCACCCGCUUCGGCAUCCCGGCCCGCCCGGACCCCUGGUACCCUCCAGCGGCAGGUGCGGAUCCCCCAGAUGCCUGCCCCGUCCCAUCCCAGGACACACUUGGGGUCUCCAAACGGAUACUGGAAACGGGUGGGACACUCUGAGUGCUCGGCAUCGUGUGGCAAAGGUGUUUGGCGCCCCAUCUUCCUCUGCAUUUCUCGUGAAUCGGGAGAGGAACUGGAUGAACGCAGCUGUGCCAUGGGUGCCAGGCCCCCAGCCUCCCAGGAACCCUGCCACGGCCCCCCGUGCCCACCAUACUGGGAGACCGGCGAGUGGACAUCCUGCAGCCGUUCCUGUGGCCCCGGUACUCAGCACCGCCAGCUGCGCUGCCGGCAGGAGUUUGGGGGCGGUGGCUCCUCGGUGCCCCCAGAGCGCUGCGGACAUCUGCCCCGGCCCAACAUCACCCAGCCCUGCCAGCUGCGCCUCUGUGGCCACUGGGAGGUCCGAUCCCCCUGGAGCCAGUGCUCCGUGCGGUGUGGGCGAGGCCAGAGGAGCCGGCAGGUCCGCUGUGUGGGCAACAACGGUGAUGAAGUGAGCGAGCAAGAGUGUGCCUCAGGCCCUCCGAGGCCCCCCAGCAGAGAGGCCUGUGACAUGGGGCCCUGCACCACGGCCUGGUUCCACAGCGACUGGAGCUCCAAGUGCUCAGCUGAGUGUGGGACGGGAAUCCAGCGACGCUCUGUGGUCUGCCUUGGGAGUGGGGAGGCCCAUGGGGUGGGCCAGGAGGAAGCAGGGGCAGGAGCCAGCGAGCAGACCUGUGCACCAGGAAGCCGCCCCCCUGACAUGCGUGCCUGCAGCUUGGGGCCCUGCGAGGUGACGUGGUGCUGGUACACGGGGCCCUGGGCUGAGUGCUCCUCGGAAUGUGGCUCUGGCACACAGCGUAGAGACAUCAUCUGUGUGUCUAAACUGGGGACUGAGUUCAAUGUGACUUCUCCUAGCAACUGUUCCCACUUGCCCAGGCCCCCCGCCCUGCAGCCCUGUCAGGGGCAGAACUGCCAGGACCGAUGGUUUUCUACACCCUGGAGUCCGCUGGGGCCUCCCCAGUGUUCUCGCUCUUGCCAGGGGGGCGUGCAGACAAGGGAGGUCCAGUGCCUGACUGCCAACCAGACCCUCAGCACCCGAUGCCCUCCUCACCUGCGGCCCUCCAGGAAACGAUCCUGUAACAGCCAGCCCUGCAGCCAGCGCCCUGAUGAUCAAUGCAAGGACAGCUCUCCACAUUGCCCCCUGGUGGUGCAGGCCCGGCUCUGCGUCUAUCCCUACUAUACAUCCACCUGUUGCCGCUCUUGCGCCCAUGUCCUGGAGCGGUCUCCCCCGGAGCCCGCCUGAAAUGGGUCCAGGAGACCCUCUCCUCAUGGUUUUCUCAUGCCACCAUCAGUCACCCAUCAACCAGCCCACUCUGUACCUUCUGGAUCUCCAGCCUGUCCUGGUCUCACUGGGGACGUCCCCCAGGUUUUCUCAUGCCACCAUCAGUCACCCAUCAACCAGCCCACUCUGUACCUUCUGGAUCUCCAGCCUGUCCUGGUUGAAGGUGGCAAGAUGACAGUGCCCGACCAGACCUGUGGUUGUGUCUGUGUGAUGGUGUGAUGGUGUGUGUGCGCAUAGGCCUCCAAAUGUGUAUCUGGGCCUGUGUGGAUGUGUGUGCAUCAAGCAUCUGUGUCACUUCUCAGGAAGGAGUUACACAGACUGAGAAGGAAGGGGGAGGAGACGAUGACUGUUUCCUUGAGGCUUUUCUAGGCUAAGACGAAAGCAAGUUUGAAGCUCUUGGGAAUCUGAGCUACUUAGAGUCUGGCCUCCCCACCAAUCCCAACUUUGUAUCCUAAGCCUCAUCUCUCCCGUUCAGGCCUCACAUCUUCUGAACCACCUUUUCGCCCUGCGAUUCCUUCUCCCGUCACCCAGUCUCUUUAUCCCUCUCACAGUUAGCUAGGGAGGGGGUCAGCCAUCCUGCCUUUCCCCAGGAAGAGAGACACUAUUUCCCCAGAGCAGGGACCAUCUGGACAGAGGAUGGAAAAGAGAAAGGUUAGCAUAAGACACCCUAGACCCUGUGCCCCACCUCCUAAAGUGGUUCCCACCCAGAACUAAUUUAUUUUUUAUUAAAAAUGAUUAUGACAAAUGAGAAA